GUUAUGAAUAACGGCUCUUAGCCGGUGUUCCCCGUUUGUUUUCUCUCUCCCCGCCUCCCCAAUUCUACUUCGGGCCACUCAGGAGAAGAAGAAAAAAGCGCGCUCUAAGCUGUCGCGGAGGCCUCCCGAUUCGUGGGUUCUUCUGCGGAUGUGAACAGCCGGGCGGGGAGGAGAGAAGCGCUCAGGCGGCUUCAGGGCUUCUCUUUUGGGUCCUUUCUCCUAUCUGUCUAGAGGUUGCCGCGAGGGGGACUUGCGAGCGCGUGUGGAGGAGAGAGGAGCGCGUUUAGCUAGGCUGCAGCCGGGCAGCCGCGACGGAUUAAGCGGGUCGUUCCGUGGGUCACUUCGGAGUCGCUCCCAGCUCGGCCCAGAUAUGUCCUACUGCAGGCAAGAAGGAAAGGACAGAAUUAUAUUUGUGACCAAAGAAGACCAUGAAACUCCAAGCAAUGCUGAAUUGGUGGCAGAUGAUCCCAAUGAUCCUUAUGAAGAUCAUGGUUUGAUAUUGCCUAAUGGAGAUAUCAACUGGAAUUGUCCAUGCCUUGGUGGAAUGGCUAGUGGUCCUUGUGGGGAACAAUUCAAGUCAGCUUUUUCCUGCUUUCAUUAUAGCAAGGAAGAAAUUAAGGGAUCAGAUUGUGUGGACCAGUUUCGCGCAAUGCAAGAAUGCAUGCAGAAAUACCCGGAUCUUUAUCCUCAAGAAAAUGAUGAUGAUGAUGAUGAUGAUAAAGAAGAAGAUAAUCAAAGCAAAGAUUUAGAAGCUACUCCUUCAGCGGGCAAAGAAAAGGAUGGGUCUAGCUAAUGAAUGAGCACGGAGGCUAUGGUCUCCUUUCCAUAUUCAGAGACAUUUAGACAAGCAGAGGAUCUUCUCUCCUUUCUUUCCUUCCGCCCCACUGAUCCCGCAAGGAAUACACUUCUGUACACUGUAUCAUGUGAACUCACUCACUGUGAAGAAACAGCUUCAGCCCUAUGGUUUUAACACAGAAAUGUUGCAGUAGAGUCAGUAUAGAAGAAAUGUAGACACCACCAGUGCUUUAUUACUUUUCUUCUCCAGUUAUGUUCAGUCUAUAGGUUGGCUUGAAGAACAGAGGUGGUUAAUGCUGUUUUGGGAAAGCAAAAUAUCUUCAAGGUUUUAUAUGAUGAAAAUUAAUACAAAUUUCUCAGAACAACCAGAAAGAUUCAGAAAUCUGGGUAAAAUUUUCUGUAAGUCAGCCUUAUGUGCUUGAUGGCACAGGAAGUUUGCAUGUAUAAUUAAUUUCUAAUAAUAGAAAAUUAAUGCUAGUAUAUUGAUUUUCCAUUUUAAAAUAAAUGUUGAUCAGGCCUAGCCGUUACUGAGCAGUUAGAGAAAAAACAUUGGUCACAUUUAGGAACAUUCUUAGCGUUCCUAACAAUUCCUGUUUUGAGGGGUUUCCUUUGUUCAAACCCCUCUCCCAGCAGGUUGCUGAUCCUAAUAGACUUGCAAUGUUACCUGGUGUAACAAACCUCUGCAUAGGUAUUGUGAUUUGACUAUAUAUUAAAAGUGAAUUCCUUUUA
Pseudonaja textilis is the source of this 1524-nucleotide messenger RNA. It is a transcript of the gene CHCHD4, whose product is annotated as coiled-coil-helix-coiled-coil-helix domain containing 4. NCBI's taxonomy places the organism in Eukaryota, Metazoa, Chordata, Lepidosauria, Squamata, Elapidae. Gene Ontology annotation, biological process: protein import into mitochondrial intermembrane space. Gene Ontology annotation, cellular component: mitochondrial intermembrane space. The record is from RefSeq and is a predicted model, not a curated record. Gene Ontology annotation, molecular function: protein-disulfide reductase activity.